This is a messenger RNA of Chondrus crispus (carragheen), 474 nucleotides long. Lineage: Eukaryota; Rhodophyta; Florideophyceae; Gigartinales; Gigartinaceae. The record is from the annotation of a RefSeq genome assembly.
AUGAAAAAAAGCAUAGAAAUAAUACUAAUCAAUUCUAAUAAUAAAUUAGGAAAAAAAGGAGAGAUAAUUAAGGUUGCAUCUGGUUACGCAUUUAAUUAUUUGAUUCCUAAACACAUAGCUGAAUUAGUCACAAAAGGUAAAUUAAAGCAUAAUAAUAUGAUUCAAAAAAUAGAAGAUCAAAAAGUAAAAGAAAAAACUAUUCAAUAUAGUAAAAUACAAGCACAACUACAAAAAAUACCUAAAAUUAGUAUAAAUAAAACAAUUGGUGAACGACAACAGAUUUUUGGUAGCAUAAACGAAAAAGAAAUACUUAAUACAAUAUUUAAUUACACUGGUCAAAAAUUUGAAAAGAAACAAGUAAAAUUGCCAGAAAUAAAACAAUUGGGUAUUUAUUAUUUCAAUAUUCAAAUUCUCAAUAAUAUUAGUUUAGAUAUUAAACUACAAAUAUUACCUAAACUAAAAGGAUAUAUUUAA